Stereum hirsutum FP-91666 SS1 is the source of this 963-nucleotide messenger RNA. RefSeq lists its product as uncharacterized. The transcript has 3 exons. Bases 1 to 963 code for a protein of 320 amino acids. The record is from RefSeq and is a predicted model, not a curated record. NCBI's taxonomy places the organism in Eukaryota, Fungi, Basidiomycota, Agaricomycetes, Russulales, Stereaceae.
AUGCUGGAUGGAAAAACACUGUCAGCGUUCUUUGUUCUUGCUGUUGCACUUGCUGUAGCAAUCGUGAAGAAUUUGGACACAACUAUACCCGAUCUUUCCUCUUUAAAUAUCAAACGAGAUAUCAAAGUCUUCGUGGAGGACACCUCGCGGCUGCCUCCUUUGACAUAUCGCACAGACUCGGCGUCAGUAGCUUUCGACGCAUCCUACUCUCAUCUGGCAAGUCGAUCGUGGACAGAUGCAUCCAAGGAACCUCCCGAUACCACAGCUGUUGUUCUGAACUGGUCGAGGUUUCCCAAUGUUCAACGCAUAGCUUCGCUCCUUUGCUCCCCUGACUUAGAUCACGUCAUAAAAGAAGACUUCCACAACACGACGUGCUCCGAAACCAAACUACGAAUAUACAACUCUCCCGAGAACACUUACUUCUACGGCCGUUUUCUGGGCUGUGAGCAGGCAAACACCACUUUUUGUUUUACCCAGGACGACGAUUACCUCGUCCUCCCUGAAAUCAUACAAACAAUGCAUAGGACUCUUUCGAGCAGUCCGCGGAAGCCUCAUUACUCGAUUCACCUGCUCCCUCCUCACGAGCAUCUCACCACAGCCCUCCGCACCAUAGACCACACUUCCAACGACAUGCAUACGACAUUUGCCUGGCUCGGCCACGGUGCGAUGAUGCACCGCUCCAGAGUUGUCGAAUUUCUUGAGAGGAUGGAAUUUCUGAAUGCGACGAAGGAGGAGAAACAGAUGGCGGAUAACUACUUCAGUGUUCUCCAAGGAAGUGGAAAGCCGCCUCAAACGUGGGUGGAUCAAGGGAUCGAAUUAGGCGGCGGACAGGCGUUCACAGUGGGAACGGAGGGGGACGAAAGGAAUAGGCGUCAUAUUGUAGGUUCUCUCUCCCUCUCGCCAGCUUUUGAUUUUUUCACAUCAUGCGGUUACAGCGCAGAGCGGGUCAAUAUCUCGAUUUGA